GAGACACGAGUUUAUUGCUAUUCAAUUGGGAAUAAUUGACAGACAUUUAGAUCAUUGUGAGGUUAAUAUUUUCAGUAGAAAGUCACGAAAUCAGAUUCCUAUACAGAAGUAUGUAGGAAAGUGGGUAAAUGUUGAACCCUAGCAUUACAAUGCGAAUUGAAUAUAUCGAUUUAACAAUCAUAAUUUCAAAAAGGAAUUCGCUUUAGCAUUGAGACCUUAUUACCUCAACAUGGCAGGAAGUUGGUCAGGUUUGAUGAAAAUAUACCUAGGCCGGAAAAAAGAAAAGAAUGGCAGACCCUCACGAACUACUUCUCAUAGAAUGAGCCUGUUCCUUGGUGGUGCAGCUCCUAAGGUCGCCGUACCUCGCUAUAUGCCCUCGUACAGACUAGAAUCACAUAACCCUUUGAACCGUGAGCAAUGUGAGAAUAUAAUGAAAGCUGUGAUGAAUAAAGCUUUUGAGGAUUUCGUUUUUAGUUCAAAGCAAGCCCAGGAUUUGUGUCAACACAUAAGUGAAGAAAUCAAAACCCGGAUUAAGGAAAAAAACUACGACAGGUAUCGCCUUAUUUGUGUUGUUACCAUUGGUGAGAAGUGCAUGCAGGGUUUCAAAUCAGUUGUGACAUUUUUAUGGGACGCCGAAAAAGAUGGAUACAUAAAAUACGCCUAUGAUACGCCGGAUUUUUUUGCAAACGCGACUUUGUAUUAUUUAUACUAUGAUUAAAUCCGAGUCCGAACAAUA
This is a messenger RNA of Eupeodes corollae, 736 nucleotides long. RefSeq names its product dynein light chain Tctex-type 4. Gene Ontology annotation, biological process: microtubule-based movement. Gene Ontology annotation, cellular component: cytoplasmic dynein complex; cytoplasm. The transcript has 4 exons. The coding region runs from base 230 to 718 and encodes 162 amino acids. The record is from RefSeq and is a predicted model, not a curated record. Gene Ontology annotation, molecular function: dynein intermediate chain binding. NCBI's taxonomy places the organism in Eukaryota, Metazoa, Arthropoda, Insecta, Diptera, Syrphidae.